UUUUCUAGGGUUUUCGGGAGAUGGUUGCAGGCAAGCUGCGCUACCUGGUGCUGGAGCUUCUAAUCGACGCCGCCAGGAAGAAGCAGCAUCGCUUCUCGCAGAAGCACGUCUUUGGAGCGAUCAAGAAGAGCGUGCAAGACAAUUUCGGCCUCUACGGCGCUGCCAUUUGCGCCAAUUACCUCCAAGUGAAGUAUUUCAAUCCUGUCACGAACAUCGUCGUGGUUCGAUGCAGCCGCCAGGAGUACACCAAGAUUUGGAGCUCCAUAACUUUCAUACGUGCCAUCGAGAACAUUCCAACGCUCUUUAAUCUCCUCAUUCUAUCUGGAAGCACGAGAGCUUGCCGGAAGAAACUCGAGCAAGUGGAAGCUGAUCGCUUGGAGCUCCUCGAGAAAACACCGGGAUUGAAUCUCUCGCCAGAAGAAAUCAAGGAAGCCCAAGCUUACACCAAGCGAAAUGUAUCUCUGGAAUAGGAGUUUCAGAACAAAUCUCUCGAGUUAUAAACACUCGGGCAGAGUGUCCUCUAUCUCCAACCAGCAUAAGUUGGCCAAAAACGUAGUCCGCGAGGAGCUUUCCAUCCGUGAGGCCGAGGCGGAGCUCGAAUGACGCUUCC
Messenger RNA from Selaginella moellendorffii, 610 nucleotides. RefSeq names its product probable ribonuclease P/MRP protein subunit POP5. The record is from RefSeq and is a predicted model, not a curated record. The transcript has 4 exons. NCBI's taxonomy places the organism in Eukaryota, Viridiplantae, Streptophyta, Lycopodiopsida, Selaginellales, Selaginellaceae. The coding region runs from base 21 to 470 and encodes 149 amino acids. Gene Ontology annotation, biological process: tRNA 5'-leader removal. Gene Ontology annotation, cellular component: ribonuclease P complex. Gene Ontology annotation, molecular function: ribonuclease P RNA binding.